Molecule: messenger RNA, 1494 nt
Organism: Chlorella variabilis
Lineage: Eukaryota; Viridiplantae; Chlorophyta; Trebouxiophyceae; Chlorellales; Chlorellaceae
Exons: 14
Coding region: 1-1494 (497 amino acids)
Biological process (GO): proteolysis
Molecular function (GO): aminopeptidase activity; zinc ion binding
Source: RefSeq, a predicted model, not a curated record
AUGGGAACCCCCUCUCCCGCCGAUCAGGCCAUAGCAGCAGACAUGCUCGACUUCCUGAACGUGGGAGUGACGGAGUUCCAUGCCGUGGAUGCCGCCGUCCAGCGCCUGAAGAAGGCGGGCUUCACUGAGCUGUCGGAGCGGCAGGAGUGGGACGGGCUGGGCCCCGGCGGCCGCUACUUCUUCACCCGCAACGCCUCCACCCUGGUGGCGUUUGCUGUGGGGCAGAAGUACGAGCCCGGCAACGGCUUCAUGAUGGUGGGGGCGCACACCGACAGCCCCUGCUUCAAGCUGAAGCCCGUGAGCAAGAGCAUUAAGUCUGGAUAUGGCAUGGUGAAUGUGGAGCCCUAUGGCGGCCUGCUGCAUCACACCUGGUUUGAUCGGGACCUGACUGUGGCGGGGCGGGUGCUGCUGAAGGAUGGCGAUAAGAUGGCGCACAAGCUGGUCAAGGUGCCCAAGCCCAUCCUGCGCAUCCCCAUGCUGGCCAUCCACCUGCAGCGCGACCUCUCCACUGCAGGCUUCAACCCCAACAAGCAGGCAAGCAGGGACCUCAUCAAGCAGAAGCUGGAGGCGGGCAACGGCAGCGGCGACGGCGCGGCAGCAGCGAGCCCCAGAGGCGGCGGCGCUGCCGCAGUAGACGCCGCGGACGGUGCGGCGGCGCGGCACCACUCGCUGCUGCUGCGCCUGCUAGCAAAGGAGCUGGGGUGUGCGACCGACGACAUUGUGGACUUUGAGCUGAACGUUAUCGACACGCAGCCGGGAGUGAUUGGCGGUGGCGAUGAUGAGUUCAUCUUCUGCGGCCGCCUGGACAACUUGUGCAUGAGCUACUGCUCCCUGCAGGCACUCAUCGACACCUGCGGCAGCGCCGACGCGCUGGCAGAUGAGACGGGGGUGCGCGCCAUCGCGCUGUUUGAUAACGAGGAAGGCGCGGGCAGCCCGGUGAUGCGCGACUGCAUCACCCGCGUCACGCAGCUGCUGGCGGCGGGGGCGGAGGGCGCGGUGCAGCGAGCCAUGCGCAACUCCUUCCUCAUCUCCGCGGAUAUGGCCCACGCCCUGCACCCCAACUAUGCCGACAAGCACGACCCCGACCUGGCGCCCCGCCUGGGCUCCGGCCUGGUGCUGAAGCACAAUGUGAACCAGCGCUACGCCACGACGUCCAUCUCCGCCACACUCUUUAGGGAGGUGUGCCGGCGCGCGGGCGUGCCCACCGCCGAGUUUGCCGUGCGCUCCGACAUGGCCUGCGGCAGCACCAUCGGCCCCAUCCUGGCCUCGGGCCUGGGUGUGCGCACCGUAGACAUCGGUGUGCCGCAGCUGGCCAUGCACUCGAUUCGGGAGCUGCAGAUGUGCACUGUGUCAGAUGCAGCGCACGGCCUUCGCGCGUUUACUGCCUUCUUCCAGACCAUCAGCGAGCUGGACAGGACAGUCGACCCCGACACGCUGCCGCCCCCCGACAUCCGCGGCACCCUGCGGGAAGCGGCCUGCGGCCAUGUGCACUAG